This is a messenger RNA of Anolis sagrei ordinatus, 2568 nucleotides long. The record is from RefSeq and is a predicted model, not a curated record. Lineage: Eukaryota; Metazoa; Chordata; Lepidosauria; Squamata; Anolidae.
UUGCCCUUUGGUUCCCAGACCCAAAGCUUCCUGGCCCAGGUCCGCAGGCGAUGCCCCAGAGGAGGAGGUGGAGGAGUGGCAGGGCUUUCUGGGGAUGAAGACCCCGCUUGGAAGGGGAGGCCCCUGCUGCCCUCACUCCCCAGUGUUCCAGAGGGUACCCCUGAAGAGGCCAAGGCUAAGGCCAAGGUGGCGCCAGCAGCUGCUCCCAGGCCCACCAACCCCAGGAGUGAGGUGACAGGCGCCAUGGUGCGCUCCUCUCAGGUGCUGGUGCAGGAGGCGGUGCAGGGGGCCCCCGUCCAGGCCUUUGGGCUGAGAGAGACCCUCAUCCGCUCCCAACUCCUGCAGAGGGAGGAGGCCUACACCCACCUCCAGAGCUACAGGUUUUUUGUCGGCUCCUACAACGUGAAUGGCCAGUCGCCCAGAGAGAGCCUCCAGCACUGGCUGAGUCAAGACCCCAACCCCCCUGAUGUUUACUGUGUGGGCUUCCAGGAGCUGGACCUGAGCAAGGAAGCCUUUUUCUUCAACGACACCCCGAAAGAGGAGGAGUGGUUCAGAGCUGUGACAGAGAGCCUUCAUCCAGGGGCAAAGUACGCCAAGAUCAAACUGGUGCGCCUGGUGGGGAUCCUAUUACUGCUAUAUGUGAGGACGGAGCUUGCGGCGAACAUCUCUGAAGUGGAGGCAGAGACGGUUGGCACUGGCAUCAUGGGGAGGAUGGGCAACAAGGGCGGGGUAGGCAUCCGCUUCAAGCUCCACAACACCUCCAUCUGCCUAGUCAAUGCCCACCUGGCUGCCCACGCAGAAGAGUGUGAGAGGCGCAACCAGGACUUCCGUGACAUUGGUGCCCGCAUGCUCUUCGGGCAACUGGAAUCUGGACUCCCUGCCCUCACCAUCGCCAAGCAUGAUGUGGUCUUGUGGCUUGGGGACCUAAACUACAGGCUGGAGGAGCAGGACGUGGAGCGGGUCAAGAAGCUUGUGGAAGCCAGGGACUUCAGCAGCCUUCAGCAACAUGACCAGUUGAAGCGUCAAAUGGAGGCGAAGGUGGUCUUUGAAGGUUUCACAGAGGGAGAGAUUACCUUCCAGCCCACAUACAAGUACAACCCAGGCUCUGACGACUGGGAUACCAGUGAGAAGUGCCGUGUCCCCGCCUGGUGCGACCGGAUCCUCUUCAAAGGGAAGAGUGUCUCCCAGCUGAGCUACCGAAGCCACUCGGCCCUGAAGAUCAGUGACCACAAGCCUGUCAGUGCCUGCUUUGAUGUUGGUGUGAAGGUGGUGGAUGAGGAGCUGUAUCGACAAGUUUUUGAGGACAUUGUGCGCUCCUUGGAUAAGAUGGAGAAUGAAAGCAUCCCCUCUGUCACCCUCUCCAAAAGGGAGUUCUUUUUCAGGGACGUGAAGUACAUGCAGCUCCAGGUGCAGACCUUCUCCAUCCACAAUGGGCCUGUUCCCUGUCAGUUUGCAUUCAUCAACAAGCCAGAUGAAGAUAGCUUUUGCAAGCCAUGGUUAACGGCAAACCCCAACAAGGGCUUCCUCUUGCCAGACUCUGAGGUGACGGUUGAGUUGGAGCUCUUUGUGAAUAAAUCGACAGCCCCGGCCUUGAACUCUGGGGAAGAUCGGCUGGAGGACAUCUUGGUGCUUCAUCUUGAUCGGGGUAAGGAUUACUUCAUGUCUGUUUUGGGGAACUACCUGCCCAGCUGCUUCGGCACCUCGCUGCAAGCGCUCACCUUCAUGAGACAGCCCAUCCAAGAGAUGCCACCAGACACCAUCCGUAAGCUGAGCCUGCGGCCAUUGACAUCAAUAAACAGUGAGACUUUUUGGGACGAGAAGCCCCUGGACAUCCCUAAAGAGCUGUGGAUGAUGGUGGACUACCUCUAUCGCCAUGCCUCCCAACAGGAAGACCUGUUCCAGCAGCCAGGUAUGCGGUCUGAAUUUGAACAGAUUCGUGAUUGCUUGGACACGGGGAUGAUGGACACGCUGGUGGGCAGCAAUCAUUCUGUGGCUGAAGCGCUGCUCCUGUUUCUGGAGAGCCUCCCUGAGCCAGUCAUCUGCUCCAGCCUCUACAGCAGUUGCCUAGAAUGUGCUGACAGCUACAUCCUGAGCACGCAGGUGGUGUCCAUUCUGCCCAGGUGCCACAGGAAUGUCCUCAGUUACCUGAUGGCUUUCCUGCGGGAGCUGCUCCGACAUUCUGUGAAAAACCACUUGGACGUGAAUAUUCUGGCCAGCCUCUUUGGGGGCCUCCUGCUGCGCCCCCCUCCUGGGCACCCCAAGCCUGGUAUCGCGGAGAAGCGCCAGGCCCAGCAGUUCAUCCGGCAGUUCCUCCUGCGGGAAGGAGCCGCAAUGUGAAGUCAGCGACAGUAUUUUGUAAUUUUAUAUGCAGCAUUUUGUAUUUUCAGAAAGUAUUAGCUCUGCCAGUAUUUUGACACAGAGGCAAGACCAAGGUUGCCUUGGUUCCAAGAUGUGGCUUGAUUGAGAAAGAACUAGUAGCCAUGACACAAUAGCCGCAUUGCGGCAUUAGAAAGCACAUUAUGUUUCCUAGGGAGCUUUUGUAUUAAACUGAUCUACGCAGUCUUUGAA